Epithele typhae is the source of this 423-nucleotide messenger RNA. RefSeq names its product HIT-like protein. Bases 1 to 423 code for a protein of 140 amino acids. Gene Ontology annotation, biological process: nucleotide metabolic process. The record is from RefSeq and is a predicted model, not a curated record. The transcript has 4 exons. NCBI's taxonomy places the organism in Eukaryota, Fungi, Basidiomycota, Agaricomycetes, Polyporales, Epitheliaceae. Gene Ontology annotation, molecular function: catalytic activity.
AUGUUUGACAGGUCCCUCGCCAGUUGCCUUUUCUGCAAGAUCAUCAAGGGUGAUAUCCCUAGCUUCAAGCUGGUAGAGACGGAGAAAGUGUUCUCAUUCCUCGAUAUCGGUCCUCUUUCCAAAGGCCACGCGCUCGUCAUUCCCAAAUAUCACGCGGAGAAGUUCCACCAGCUUCCUGAUGAGGACCUCGCGGACCUCCUCCCGACCGCGAAGAAGAUUGCGCUUGCUCUGGGUGCCGAGAACUACAACAUUCUUCAGAACAACGGACGUAUAGCCCAUCAGGAAGUUGACCACGUUCACUUCCACAUCAUUCCCAAACCCUCCGCCACGGACUCGGAGGGCCUCGUGGUUGGUUGGCCUGCCCAGAAACCUUCCAUGGACGAGCUGAAGAAGUUUCACGAGGAGCUCAUUUCGAAGCUAUGA